UAACUUCAUCUUCUUAUCUCAAACAAGUGAGAAAAAGGCUUGACCUACCUCCGCUUCUUCCGCUCUUCGUGUUCGCUACCGCUGUCUGCGUUCCCAAUUUCCGCUGCGCAGAACUGCGAUAUAUCUCUGCAACAAUGCUAUUUGUUUACUUCCGGAAUUAAGAGCUCGUUUGGCGGCAUGGGAACUUGCUGAACCCUUUCUUAAACGGGCACGCAGCAUGGCGGAGCAGGCGUGUUCAGACGUCAAGGACAGUCGUAGAUACAGGGCCUGUGUAACAGCGAGUCCACCUACUCGGCAUGCCAUGACACUGAGGCUGGCACAAUUGGCGCUAGCUACGCUCGGCGUGCUUCUGCUUGUGUUGGCGCCCAUGCCCGCGCUCUCAUCAGUUGCUGACGGGAAUUCGCUGGGCGACAUGGCGGCGGGCUGCGGGGCACUACCUUGGGCAGGCGGUGUGGACCCGUGCGACGACGGCGCGUUUGGCAACACGAGCACCUUCGCGUACGUCGAUUGCGACAACUUCAACGUCGUCACCCUUGAUUUGAGUGGCCAGAUGCUGACUGGAUGCCAGUUCCCAUCCACCUGGAGCACUUCCCCCGGGCUGUCGUUCCUGAAGACGGUUCGCGUCAACAACGCCACGGGCCUAGCGCUAACGCAGGAUGUGGCCCUGCCCAGCAUUGAAACUCUGGAGUUCAUUGGCGCACAAGGAAUAGCCCCUAGCGCCUUCGUCAACCUGGCGGCCAUGACUGGUCUGAAGACGCUGCGAGUGAUAGACUACCCGUUCUUUGGGCCGAUUCCUUCGGGCCUCGGCGCGCUGGUCCAGCUGACGGAGGUGCGGCUCAGCGGCACGAAUCUGGCCGGGCCGAUCCCCAGCGACUUUGCCAGCCUCACCAACCUGGCCAUCCUGGACUUGAGCUACAGCCCAGGCAUGUGCGGCCCCGUGCCGACCGGCCUGGCGGCCUGCACGCUGCUCGACACCAAUGGCACAUACAUAGAUCAAUACUGCCCCACCGGAGGCAACCGGAACAUACGGAAGCCUGGCGGCGCACGCCACGGCAUGCGGCGGUGGCGGCGCGUCAUCGCCCCCUCCACCCAGCCCAGCCCCCCCGUCGCCGCCUCCUCCUACCCCUCGCCGCCGCCCGCGCUGCCCUGGGAGCGGCAGCUUGACACCCUGCCGGAGCGGCCGCUGCAGCGCGCCGGCCGCCCGCUGACGGUGCUGCUGCGCACCCACCGCGCCUUCAACGUCUCCACCAACCAGGCCUGGAGGGCGGCGCUGUUGCCGCCCGGCGCCAGCGCGGCGCCGGUGCCCGCAGGCGAGCUGUCGCCGUGGCGCUACUACAACAACGAGUACCAGUGGCGGGCUGUGGUGCCCAGCAGCCAGCUGCAGAGGGCCGGCAACUACACGCUGUACGUGUACGCAACCAUCGCUGGGACCGCCGCCACGCUCAACGUCUCGCGCAACGGCAGCCUGGUCGCCAUCUGGCCCGGCCCGCCCGCCGCCGGCGGCAGCACGCUGUCGCUCACGUCGCUCGCGCCCGGCAACACCACCGCCGUCGGCGACGCGCUGGCGGUGGACGUGCGCCUGGUGGACGCCUUUGGCAACCCCGCCGUGGCCGCCGCCAACGUCACGCGUGGCGCUGUCCGGCCCCGCCUCACGCCGCACUGUGGCGAGCUGCUGACGGCGGUACUCCACGUGUCGGGCGCGGCCGCCGCCACCGUGACCGUCGCCGUGGCCGCCGUGUCGCCGGCGGCCGUCGCGUACGGCGCCUCCAUCGGCGCCGCCACCGUACAGCUGUACGGCGCCGGCAGCAGCACCAGUAGCAACAGCAGCAGUGGCGUGUCGCUGGCGCCGGGGCUGCUGCUGACCGGCCUGUCCGAGGUGUCCAACCGCCUGGCGCUGCCGGUGGUGCGCCCCUCUGGCGUGGCCUUUGGCGGCAACCCGGGCCUGCUCGCCGUCGUGUCGCUGGUGGGGCCACGGCCCGGCAGCGGCGGUGCGGCGGUUGUGACCACAACCACCUUCAACGGCAGCUGGUCGUACGGCAACCGCUCCUACGUGGCAUUCUUCAGGGCGCCGUCGCCGGGCCUGUACGACGUGACCGUGUCGCUGACGCACCCCGCCAUGUCCGCCGCAACGGCCUCGGUAGCGGUGGUGUUCAACGCCACGCAGCCGCCGCUGGCGGUCACCGGCUCGCUGACGCUGUCGGUUCUCAACGCCAGCCGCGUCGGCGACUGGGCCUACCUCACCGCCGCCCUCAAUGACGUGGCGGGCCGCCCCGCGCUGUCCACCUCGGGCGUCGCGCUCACGGCGCGCGGCAGCGCCAGCGGCUCACUGGACCUGGCGCUGACGCCCGCAGGCAGCGCCUGGCGCGCACGAUACAACUUCACGCAGCAGGAGUCGGUGGCGUUCACACUGACAGUGGCUGGCGCCGUGGCCGGCACCGCCGCCGUGUCCGUGCUGGGCGUGGCGCCCUCCUACCUGUCCCUGCCGGCCUCGCUGGCGGGGGCGCGAAUGAUCAACGUGCUCAGCGCCUCAGCCGCCCCCGCCUCCUCCUCCUCCACCUCCUCUUCCAGCAACACCAGCAGCAGUGGCCUGCUGGGCACGGACGUGACCACGGGGCUGACGUCAGCGGCGAUUGCCACCGGCGCGGCGCUGGUGGUGCCGCUGGCGCAGGCGGUGUCGGUGGAGGUGCCCGUGCUGACGGCGCUGGGUGGCCGCUGGCUGAGUGACCCCGGGCUGUCGGUGGUGCUGUCGCUGGUGCCCUCGGCGCUGCUGGAAGACGUGUCCAGCACCUACGCCGCAGCGCUGCAGGGCAGCCUGCGCCGCCUGCUGCGCGCGGCGGGCGAGCUUGACGCGGCCGCCUGGGAGCGCGGCGACGACGAGGAGGCCGGUGCGAGCGACCUGCGGCGGCGCGGCCUGCAGUCGGGCGGUGGCGCCACCUACUACGACGUGUCGGCCUGGAACUCCAGCGCCGCGUCCUUUUACGGCAGCGUGUACAGCCACGCGUAUGACUACCCCACCUACACCGGCGAGUUUGCGGCCGACAACGCGGCGGGCGCCGGAGUGGACCUGGGAGCCUACGCCUGGGACCCGGCCUCCGAGCCGCGCGACCCAUGGCCGGUGGCCGCGGCCGGCGGCGCCGCCCCCGCGCCGCCCCUGAACGCCGACUCGCCCGAGGCCGUGUCAGCCAUCCAGGACCAGCUGGCGGCCACGCCCGGCGUGCUCACCUUCAAGGGCAACUUCUCUACCUUCAAGUCUGCCUACCUGCUGUCGCUGUGGCUGCCCGCCUCCGACACCUACACCGCGCUGCUGUCGGUGCGCCACCCCGCCGCGGCCGGCUCGCUGCGCCUCAGCCGCUUCCUGCUCACCGGCAUGGACAUGUCCGCCCUGGCCUCCGCGGCCAACGCCAGCCAGUGGGACCCGGCGGUGAACCCGCUGGUGACGCUCAAUGUGGAGUACCCCGGCCUGGCCUCGGCCGCCGCCUACCCCGGCGGCGUCACGGCGCUGCUGGCGGACGUGCGGCAGCUGCUGGCGGGCCGCGCCGGCCUGGCCUCGCGCGACAACCUGGUGGUGUGGAGCCUGGGCGCGGGCGCGGCCGGCACCGGCGUCAAGCUGGUCAUGCAGAUCUGGUUUGACUCCAACUGGGCCAGCGUGAGCAGCGGCUUCGCGGCCAUGUCGGCGCUCCAGUUCUUCUACCUGCGCCUCACCUCACUGCCCGGCCCCCUGCUUACCGACACGGCCGCCUACCCAGCGCUGCCGGCCACAAGCGUGGCCGCCAGCAACGUGUCGCUCAGCGAGCCCUUCGCCUCCCUGCUGCUCGGCUCUUCGGAUGCCGUGAACGCUGACGGCAGCACCGCCGGCGCCGCGGCGCCGCUGACCAUCCUGCCCAUCAGUCUGAGUGACGCGAGCACGGUCACGACCGCAAGCGUGCUGGCGGCGGCGGCGGCCUCCGGCGACCCCGCCCUGGCGGCGCCGCCGGUUUUGACGCUGGUCGGCGAGCCGUACGUCGAGGUGGUGGAGGGCGGCAGCUUUGCGGAUCCCGGCGCCUACAUGUACGACCCACUCGACGGUUUCAGCGCCGCCGCCGGCGUGCGCGUGACGGUGCGGCUGUGCAGCCGCCCGUCGGACGUGGCGUCGCUCAUGUACGCCCUCAACGCCGCCGCAGCCGCCGCCAGCGCCACUGCUGGCGCCAGCGGAAAUGCCACCACUGCCGCCGCCGUCUCCGUGGCCGCGGUUGCUGAGGCAGCGGCUCCGCCUCCGGCCGUCUUCUCCUGCCUCUCCAGCCCGGCGCUCUCGGCCGCAGCCAACGCCAACAGCUCGGCCAACGCGACUGCCACUAGCGGCUCGCUGACAGUUUUUGCGAGCGGUUUUACGUUGGACGCGUCAACCGCCAACGCCGCUUCGCAGAUGUACCUGCUGUCGUACAGCGCCGUCAACUCCCGCGGUGCCGCCGCCGUGCCGCGGCAUCGUGCGCUGGUGGUGCGAUCUCGCUGCAACGCCGCUGCCGGCGAGUUCUGGUGCCCUGCCUUGGGCGCCUGCUCCGUCGGCCGCGUCUGCAGCCCCAGCCUUGCCACCCUGGCCUUCGCCCUGGCCGCCGUGUCCUCCUCCACCUCUGCCUCCACCACCUCCUCCAUCGACGCCGCGGCCGCGGCGGCCGCCGCCGGCACCGCCGCCUCCGGUGGCUCGGCGCCGCUGGCGGUUCUGUCCACGCCCGACGGCGGUGUGGCGGUGGUGGGCGCGGACGGCUCCACGGUCUUCCUGGACCCGCUUGCCUACACCCGCACCUCCUUCGCCUCCGCGGACGCGCUCGUGGCCUUCGCCACCGACCCCAGCAACUACGGCGUGCUGGGCAACCUGCUGCUGUCCGCCACCGACCUCAGCGGCGGCGCCGCCGCCGCCGCCACCGCCGCCACUGCCGCCGCCGCCGGCUUCGUGUCUGCCGACCAGCCUACCUACAGCCGUGACACACUGCCGCCCGUGAUCUCGCUGCUGGGCUCGGGGAUGCCGGCGCUCACGGCGGAUGGCUCCGCGGUGAUGGUGGACACGGUGGAGGUCGGGACCGCUUGGGCCGACCCCGGCGCCGUGGCGCGCGACGCCACCGACGGCGACCUGACGGCGCUGCUGCAGACCUACGGCGCCGGCGCCGUGGACACCAGCCGCCCCACGCCGCCGGGCGCGGGCUUCUCGUUCCUGGUCGAGUACGCCGUCAGCGACCUGAGCGGCAACGCAGCGGAGCCCGCGCACCGCCUGAUCGUGGUGGCCUGCCCCGCCGGCCAGACUGCCUGCACGGACGCGGGCGGCCUGCCCGCCUGCGCCACGCCCGACGGCAUCUGCGGCGGCGACGCCAUCGCGCCCGCCGACGGCAUCACCGGUGCCACUGCCGACACCACGGACGCCGCUGCCGCCACUGCCGCCGCAUCGAGCUCCACCACGAACAACAUGACGGCGACGACGCUGCUGACGUCGGCGUCCCUGGCGCCGCCCUCGCUGCGCCUGAUCGGCAAGGCCGAGGUGACGGUGACGCAGGGCUCCAGCUUCGAGCGCUGCGCCGCCUCGCUGCUGCCCGCCACCGCCACCUGCGACGCCGGCGCCGCUGCCUGGGACGUGCGCGACGGCUCCCUGGACCUGCGCGUGACGGUGUGCGGCACGCCGCUGCGCGCCUCGCGCCCCGGCCAGGUGCUGCUGCCGCUGGCGCUGGCCUGCAGCGCCUCCACCGCCACCCCCGGCACCUACACGCUGACCUACGCCGUGGCCAACAGCGCCGGCCUGACCGCCUACGCCAGCCGGCGCCUGACAGUGCUGCCCGCCUGCCCGCCUGGCGAGCGCGUGUGCUCCGGCGGCGGCGCCACCGGCACCCCCGUGGUCUGCUCCACCGGCGGCGGCACCUGUGCUGGCGACCUGCUGGAGGGCACCUCGGCCCUGGCAGCCAACUUCUCUCUGUCCCUGGCCUCGGCCUCCGACGCCGCAUCGCCCGCCGCGCCCACGCUGCAGCUGCUCACCGGCGCGGCGGCGCCCGCGCUGGUGACGCUGCGCCGCGGCCGGCCCUACGCGCCCUGCGCGGCCGGCACCGACCUGUCCAUGCCUUCCACGCAGCCCUGCGAGCCCGGCGCCAUCGCCUGGACCACCGCGGCCGCCGCCACGGACGGCGCCUCCAACUUCACCACCGCCGCCAACCUGACCGACCGCGUGGUUGUGUGUCCGCCGCUGGCCUGCCUGCGAGCGCUGGCCGCCGCCUCCUCCUCCAACACCACCUUCGCGGCGCUGUCUGCCAACGCCACCGGCUGCUCCGCCGACCUGCUGCGCCGCCACACGCUGGCCGCCAAAGGGCUGGCGGGCUGCGGCAUCAACACGCUCGCGCCGCCCGGCGCAGUCUUCUACAUCGACUACUGGGUGUGGGACGACAGCCGGCCGCCGCUGAAUGCCACCGCGCGCCGCACCCUGGUCAUCACCGAGCCCUGCCCCGAGCCGGCCGCGCCCAACUUCUGCUCCGACGGCGACGGCGGCUUCCUGUGCUCGCCCACGCCCUGCGGCGACGCCACCGCCGUCUUCCUGCCGCCCCGCACCGACGGCCCCGCCAUCGCGCUGCUGCCCUCCGGCGGCAGCGGCGACGCCACCGCGGCGGCCGCUGGCGGCGGCGGCGGCAGCAUCGUGUACGUGGAGUUCGGCACAGUGCCGCCCGUGUACCUUGGCCCCUGCGCCUCCGGGAAUGACACGCGCGGCUGCGGCGCCACCGCCUCCGGCUACUCGCUGCCCCUGGCACCCGGCGGCGCCGUGACUGCCGCCGACCUCACGCCUUACCUGUCCGUGCUAGCCACCACGCCCUGCCCCGCCUCCGCCUCUGCCACCGAACCCUGCCUGGCCUGCAGCCUGGAGGCGCUGGCGGUGGCGGGCGCCUGCCUGCCCGGCGUCUACACCUUCCGCUACACCGUGUCGGACGAGCAGGGCCGCGUCGCCGCCGCCGACCGCACCGUAGUGGUGUACCAGCGCGCGCGCGUGGACGCCGUCAUGGCACUGCUGCCCAGCGGCCUGACCGACCCCACCGCCGCCGGCCAGCUGCUGACCCACCUGCGCAACACCUCCCACACCGACUACGCCGCCGCGCUCGCCAACGUGACCGCGCGCCUGACGCGCGCGGGCCUGGCCGUGCGCGCGUCCGACGUGGACAUCACGGCCGCCUCCGUUGAGCCCGCCUCGCCGCCGCCCACGGUGGCAGCGCCGGCCAGCCUGGUCGUGUCGGUUGCGGUUACGCUGUACAACCCGCCGGCGCUGCACCGCGGCGCGCAGGGCGUGGCGGAGCUGGCGGCGGCGGCGGGCAGCGCCAGCGGCACGCUGGCAGGCCGCCGCCGGCGUGACUUGCUGGGUCUGCUGCCGGACGGCGAUGCGGCGGGCGACGACGACAGCGUGGAAUGGGAGGGUGGAUUCAUGGACGGAAUCGAGAUCCCUGUGGACGUGUCGGACGUGAUGGCGGAGGUUUGGCGCGGCCUGGCGGUGCAGCGGCUUCGCGAGCUCCGCACCCAGUCACGGCCACUGCGCGCCCUCCUGGCUCUGACCACGUCGGGGCCCACCACCUCCUCCCCCAGCGCCUUCGCAACCCAGCAGCUGCAGCAGCAGGACGAGGGCCGGCGGCUGCUGCGCCUGGAGCUCAGCGAGACCGGCCUGACCGCCGGCGUGGCCGGGCCCGAGCUGGUGCUGCUGCCGUCAGGCGACUACGAGGCCGAGCAGGAGCAGGGGCGGGAGGACGAGGCGGAGCAGGAGGCCGCCGGCCGCGACGCCUCCGAGCGCCUGCUGGCCCGCACUGCCCGCAUGCUGCUGCAAGCCAACAGCACCACCUCCACCAACACAGCCACGACCUCCAACUCCUCCGCCAUCACCGCCAACCUGCUGUCCGCGAUGGCGGCCGCGGUGACGCUGUCGCUCAACGCCACCUCCUCCAGCGCCUCCAUGCCGGCCUCGCCCGACAUGCUCGCCGGCUACGCCGUCGCCGCCGCCUCGCUCGCCUCCGCGCUGGCCGCCUCGCUCACCGACGUGUCCAGCCAAUUGGCGGCGCUGCCCUCCGCCAUCAACACCACCUUUGGCGACGCCGCCGCCGCCUUUGAGGAGGAGCUGGCGGCGCGCGCGCAGGCGGCGCUGGCGGCGCUGCUGGGCGACAGCGGCGCCGCUACCAACGCCAGCCUGGUGGGUGCGGCGGAGGUGGAGCGGCUGCUGGACCUGCAGCUGGCGGCGGCGGCGGCGGCGAGCGCGGCCAUCGGCGAGCUGGGCGCUACCAUGACGCAGCUGGCGGCGGACACGCGCUCGCAGACGGACCGCGCGCUGUACGUGGCGGCGGCGGUGGCGGCGCAGCUGGCCAUGGCGGAGGAGGGCGACGCGGCGGACGAGCUGGCGCUCAUGGGCGCCGGCUGCUACCGCCUGCAGCAGGAAGGCUUCCGCACCUCCUUCACCGUCUCCCGCUUCGGCGGUGCCAGCACCGGCUCUAGCAGCAGCAGCGGCCGGCGGCUGUUGGCCUCCUCCGGCUCCUUCGGCUCCUCCAGUGCUGCCACUGCCGGCGCGGGCGGCAGCAGCAGCGGCGUCGUUGCAUGGCUGGGCUACUACCUCACCGGCGGCUCCGCCGCCGCCGCCUCCUCGGCGCUGCUGGCCGGCCUGUACGGCGGCGGCAACCUGGACUUUGGCGCCAGCCUCAGCUCCGCCGGCGCCCGCCCCCGCCACCUGGGCUCCGGCGCCGACAACCGCGUGGUGGGCGGCCUGAUGCUGCACACCACCCGCCGCGUGCUGCCCGUGCUCGUGCUGGGCGGCGACGGCGGCAGCGGAGCGGGUGUGGCAGCCGGCGGCGGCGCCUCAGGCCGCUGCAGCGGCAGCAGCAGGAGCAGCGAGUUCGCGGAGCUGGACGCCUCCUGCCACCUGUACGAGCUGGCGUACCUGCGCCAGAACGGCAAUAGCAGCGCCGGCAACGCCAGCGCCUCCGACGGCAGUAGUAGCAGCAGCAGCGGCAGUAGCGCCGCCACCACGGGCCUGGACUCGGGCGCGCUGGCGGCGCUCCGGCGUCUGUUCGGCUCCGCCAACAACUCGGUGGCGCCCUACGGCGUGGACCCCGUGUUCCUGCGCGCCUCGCCGCUGUACCGCGCCGACCUGGCAGCCAAGCAGGACUGGUACUACAACACCUCCGACCCCGGCCAGACCUCGGCCACCGGCGCGCCCUACGGCUUCCACGCGCGCGACCUGGCCGGCCGCCCCGCCGGCUUCCCGGUGCUGCUGGAGUCGGGCCUGGGCGCGGGCCGCGCCGCCGCGCUGCUGCGCUACCUGGCCGACGGCAACUACCUGGACCGGCGGCAGACGCAGGCCAUGACGGCGGAGCUGCUGGUCUAUAACCCGGGGCUGCACGCCUUUGCCUUCUACCGCGGCGAGUUCGACUGGACGCCCUCCGGCGCCAUCGCCGGCCGGCUGUCCGCUGUCGGCUUCCCAGCCAUGCCCUACGUGCGCCCCGGCGGCAGCCUGGCGCAGGCCAUGCCGCAGGUGUUCGCCAAGGAGCUACUGGCGCUGUGGCUGCUCACCGGCUUCUUCAUCGUGGUCACGGCCGUGGGCCUGGUUUCGGCGGCGCUGCGCGCCCGCCGCCACGCCACCGCCGCCGCCGCGGCGGCGGAUGAGGCGCUGAUCGCCGAGGCGGAGGCGCUGGGCCUGCCGAAGCCCGCCGCUGGCGACUUCCACGGCCUGCAGCAGGCGCCCGGCGCCGCCAAGGGCGGCCGGGCGCUGAAGCCGUCCAUGACCACGGUGCGCCGCGUGCUGGUCAAGGGCGGCGCGGGCGGCAUGACCAUGAAGAUGAGCCCGCACCAGCGCAUGCUGCGCGACGAGGAGAGCGCCGAGCGCGAGGAGCGGCUGGAGGCCAGCGGCGCCGCCGGGCUGUCGCUGCGCCGCGCCAUCUUCCGCGAGUUCGUGCGCCACGACGGCGGCCUGCUGUUCGACGUGGCCGUGUGCCUGCUGCUGCUGGUCGCCGCCGCCUACUGGACGGCGGUGGUGGACAACCACCUGGCCCUGUACGACGCCCAGGCCUACUACAACAUCUACGACGCGCAGGGCUCCGCCGCAGCCAACUGGCUGCUGCCGGUGCGCGCGCGCAACGCCACCCUCCUGCCCGCGCCCCUGGCCGCUGCUACCGCCUCCAACUCCUCCUCCAACGGCACUGAUGCCAGUGCUGACGGCAGCGAUGCCGCGGCGGCAACGCUGAGCGGCAACGCCGCGCUGCUGCUGACGCAGCUGGGCCUCACGGCGCCCGACACCGCCGGCGACCCCGGCCGCUGGAUGCUGCCGGCCGCUGACCCGGUGGCGGCGGGCGGCACCGACGAGUGGGACGCGUUCAACCAGGUGAUCAACAACGCACACGAGCUGGUUGACCUGUGGACCGGGUACGGCAUCAUCCAGGCCGUCGUCAUCAUCUUCCUCAUCGCCAAGCUGGUUGGCGUCCUCGAGUUCCAGGCCCGGCUGGGCAUCAUCUGCCGCUCGCUCAUGACCAUGGCCAACCCCAUCGCGCACCUGGUGAUCGUGCUGUCGGUGGUGGUGGUCAUGCUGGCCGCCGCCUCCAACCUGGUCAUGGGCACACGCGUGCCGGCCUUCUCCACCCUCACCGGCGCGCUGACCGACACCUUUGCCCUCAUCGUGGGCGUGGGCAUGCUGGACCUGUCCUACCUAUCCGACCCCUCGCUGCAGCUGAGCGCCGUGGAGCGCAGCGCCGCCGGCCUCAUCCUGGCCUUCCAGGUGCUGCUGCUCAUGUUCGUGCUGGUGUCCUUCUUCUUCGCGCUCAUGGGCCACAUCUUCAUGAAGCAGAAGCACAGCAUCGACUGGCAGGCCGCGCCCGGCGUGGGCGCCGACCUGGUUAACGUGGUGUUCCCGGACAUGGCGCGCAAGCUGAUGGACAUGAUGCCAGGCGCCAAGGAGCGGCGACGGCGGCGCGCCGCCGCCGCAGCCCUGGCCGCCGCCGCCGCGCGCGCCAAGCGCGCCGCCGCGCGGCCCGCCGCCGACGCCGGCGCGGCCGCGGCGUCCAUCAGCGCGGAGAGCGAGGACGCCGAGGCGGCGGCGGCUGCCGCCGCCGCCGGCGCGGGCUGCUGCGCGCCCGGCUGCAACGACCUGGCGGCGCCGCCCAACCGGGGGCUGCUGCGCACCCUGGCCGCCGGCGGCAUUGAUGAGCUCAUGUGCGCCGCCGACCUGCCCAAGACCUGGAACGGCCGCGUGCGCGCCACGCGCGUGGAGGGCGGCCGCCGCCUGCUGGACAAGGCCACCAUGCGCGGCCUGAUGCUGCAGGCCGCCUCCGCCAGCAACAAGUACCGCCUGCCCCCCGGCAAGGUCAUGAGCGAGGACGGCGCCGGCGGCGGCGACGGCGCCGAGCAUGACCCCGCCGAGCUGCUGAGCGUGGAGCAGCGCGGCCAGGCGCUGCUGGCGGCGCGGCGCGUGAUGGAGCGCGUGGGGCGCACCUACGGCUCCCAGACGCCCGAGUUUCAGGCGCUGGAGCGCGCGGCCGCGGAGGAGGCGGCGCGGCGCCGCCGUGACGAGCGGCUGCUGGACGGCGCCGACGCACUCAUGCGCGGCGCCUGCGGCGCCGACGACGACGAGGAGGGCGGCGGCGGCACGCCGGGCGAAGCGGCUUCGCCGCGCGGCCCGCUGCACCACAGCCUGAGCACCGAGAUCGCCAUCCACCUGUCCAUCUACGACGCGCUGAACGCGGCGGUGGACAGCAUCGUGCGCUGGCAGAGCGGCGUGCACCGCUGGCAGCUGCGCACCUGGAAGCAGAUGGCCUCCGCCUACCUGUUCAACCAGCAGCUCAUGGCGGGGCUGGGCGUGGCGCCGGGCCCGGCCUUCGUGGAGCGACCCGCCGCACUGCAGGACGAGAGCGGCGGCCCGGCGCCGGCGGCCCGCACUGGCUCGGCCAGCAACAUGGGCGCUGAGGCCGCCGCCGCCGCAGCCGCUGCGGCCGCGGAAGGCAGCUUCUCGGUGUUGCCGCCGUGGCUGCGCGUGAACUCGCCGGCCGCGGCCGGCCCGCCCAAGCGCGCGUCGUUUGUGGAGCACGCCAGCGGCGUGCUGUCGCCCUCGCAGCUGUCCAUGACGGAGGCGGCCCACCGCGCCCGCAGCACCACCGGCCCGGGUGGCUCGCACCUGGGCCCCAGCCCGCACCCCUACGCGCACCCGCACAACGCCGUGGCGCCCGCCUUCAUGCCCGCUGGCGCCGGCCCGCACGCCGCCACGGUCGCCGUGGCGCCUGCGCAGCAGCAGCAGCAGCAGCAGCAGCACGGCGCCGCGGCGCAGGAGGGCGGCCGCUGGGCCAGCUCCUCGCCGCACCCCUACGCGCACCCGCCGCCGCUGCCUCUGGGUGGCGGCUACACCAUGUCGCCGCCUGGCAGCGCCGGCACGGGCGCCGGCACGGCUCGGCACAUGCCGCUGCUGCUGGAGGAGAACAGCCAGAGCAGCUGGGGCGCCACAUCACCAAGCACCGUGGCGCCGCCGCAGCCGGAGGAGCAGCUGGGCGAGGCGGAGAUGGCGGCGGUCAUGGCGGCGUGGGCCACACCGCUGGCGGCACCGCUGGCGGCGCCGUGGCGGCCGCUGUCCACGGUCGCGUUCUCGCAGACGGCGGCCACGGCGGCCGCGGCGGCGGCGGUGGUGGUGGCGGCGAAGGACCAGCCGCCGGCGCCGCAGCCCAUGACCUGGGCAGCACCGGCGCCCGGCCGCAGCAGCCAGUCGGGUGUGGCGCCGACAAGCGCCGACGGCGCGGUCGUGGGCAUGUCGCCGCCGCCGCGCCGCCCGAGCACCACUGGCGGCGUGCGCACCAGCGGCAGCGGCAGCGCCGGCGGCAGCAGCCGCGGCAGCGGCGACGCCGACCGCACCACCGGUCAGCCCACCGCCGGCGGCGUGCGCAACACCCCGGUUUUCACGGGCAGCGUGACGAUGCCCCCCAUCCGCGGCGGCGCCGCAGUGGCUGCCGGCGCCGGCGUCGGCGGCAACGCCAGCGGAUGGCUGCGCGACCGGCCGUCGCCGCUGCGUGACACGCAGUCAGCUGAUGUGCAGGCGGUGCUGGCGGCAGCCGCGCGCCGCAUGCCGGCGCCGCCGCCUGCGGGCCCGGCCCGCGGAGCGCGCGGCUACAGCUAUAGCCACGCCAUCACGCCGGUGCCCGAGGAGCGGGUCGGCCUGGCCGCUGCUGGCAGUCCUGGUGGUGGCGCUGGUGCCGCUGGGCCCCUCGGCGACACCGCUGAGGUGGCCAAGCUGCGCACCGCCUCCGAGUUCAUCCCGCGCAGCGGCGGCAGCAUCGGCGGCGGCGGUGCCGGCGGCGCCUUCGCCGGCAUGAAGGAGCGGCUGGUGGGGCUGAUGCGGGGUCGCAGCCAGCUGGCCAGCCGCGACGGCAGCGCCAGCGGAGCCGACGCAAGCAGCGCCGGCAACUCGCCGACGGGCAUGGCGCGGCGUCAGGGCAGCGCGGGCGGGGCGGCGGCCGGCGGCGCCGGCCGCGUCAGUGCCGGCGGCAGUGCCGCCGACCGCAACAUGGUCUACAACAUGGCGUACACGCUGCCGCGGCAAAACGCUGAGGGCACCGACGCUUCGGCGUCGGAGGCCGAGGGCGGGCCGCAGUAAGGCGCGAUGCGACUGGAGGAGUGCGGGCGUUUUGCAAGCGCCGGGUUGUUGAUAGUAGAGGCAGGCGCGUGCGAAAGCUGUCCCUCCCUGCACAGCCGGGGUGAAGGGGCUGGCGAAGCCGAUGCCGAUGCCGCGCUGCCGCAUUUUAUGGUCUGUUGGUGAUGGCAUGAGAGCUGCGGAGUGGCGUUGGCGGCGAGGGAGGUGGAAGGCGAAUUAGAGUCAAGAGUUGAGACAAGUGACAUACGGUUGCAACGACGGGGCCUGUACAGACAAGUGUGUGCCGUGGCGGCCGUGAGUUGUGUGUGAGCAAUAACCUAUAUCCGAUAACGGAGACCGGCAGGCAUUUGGGGGCGCUGGAACAUGCGCGCGGACCCCAUCCACCGCUGUCUCAAGCUUGUGUGUGUGGCGUUGGCGUGUGACCUGUGUUUGCACGGUCAGGGCGAUAGUAGCAAGGACAUAGCAAACACCAGCGCUUGCGCCAUUUCUUUACCGUUUUUUACCGUCUUGUGACUCGUGGACAUACCGCACACCAUCGCUCGUCGUGAUGAUGCCCAUGCAAUGCCAUGGAUCUAUGGCGUUAAAGGUGCCGUUGGUCGCACCAGGUUUUUAUCGCGUUCGGUGAGGAUGAGGAAAUUGCACUCGUGGCGGGGUGCUGUGGUGGCGGCACGGCGGCGGGUGGCUUGGCGCAAUUGCGUAACGCGGAUGCGCGUGCGCGCGCGCCAGCAAGCAAGCAGUAUUAAUGUGUUUGCACCGUGUAUUAAUGUGUUUGCACCGUGGUCCGCAUGUGGCAGUGCGUACAGACUGGGUGGUCCCAGCAGGUAGGAAGUAUUGAGUUGUGAGGAGCGCGGCUUUGGCAGCUGAAAUGAUGGCUGCCCCGUGCCUCUGACCCGCCCGCCCAAGCAUUAUUGCGCUGUCAAGCAAACAAUAAAGUACCCGUACACGGGCUGACUUGAUGAUGGGAUCGGUGCGGGGUCUUCUCUGUGUGUGCUGCGGUAGCGCAUUACGGACUCAUAUGAGCCUUGUAACGCACUAAUCAC
Messenger RNA from Chlamydomonas reinhardtii, 14631 nucleotides. RefSeq lists its product as uncharacterized. Bases 368 to 13594 code for a protein of 4408 amino acids. The record is from RefSeq and is a predicted model, not a curated record. NCBI's taxonomy places the organism in Eukaryota, Viridiplantae, Chlorophyta, Chlorophyceae, Chlamydomonadales, Chlamydomonadaceae. The transcript has 16 exons.